AAUAAGUAAAUUAAUAUUUUGUUUUCAAAUAAAAAAUAUUAUUACUUGAAUGAAAAGUCUAAAUUUUGGAAUGAAACGAUUUUUCGAAGAAUUUUAAUUCCCUAACGUUAAUAAACUGUUCUGAAAUAAAAUGCACGUAUAAAUUACAUAUAUUUUCUUCUGUUUCAAAUCAAAGUCUUAACUCAUAGCUCCACUCAAUCUCAAAGUUCAAAAGUUAUUGUAGAAUACAAUGACUAGAACGGUGUUUGAACGAAAACAAUAUUUAAUCUUUGUUAUCUGUGAUGUUUGAACUCAUCUAUUUAUGAAUUUAAACGUUGUUGUAAAUUAAAAAUUAUUACAGAAUAAAUUUUAAUAUUCAUACAUUUUGUUUCUACAAUUACAGGCGUUUAUUUAUAAUCGAAAUUGAAAUAUAUAAAAACUUGUAUAAUGUCGCUCAAAUUAUAUUGUGACCUUAUGUCGCAACCUUCUAGGUGCCUUUAUAUUUUAUUAAAAAGUACAAAAUGUAAUUUCGAGCCAAAAUUUGUGGAUCUUCGUAAAGCUGAACAUUAUUCAGAAGAAUAUAAAAAAAUUAAUAGAUUUCAACGAGUGCCAGUGAUUGAUCAUAAUGGAUUUGUUUUAAGUGAAAGUGUUGCUAUACUCAAGUAUCUUGCCCGUGAAAGAAUCAUACCAGACAAUUUAUACCCAAGAGAGUCUCAAAAACAAGCCCGUGUGGAAGAGUUUUUGGAAUGGCAACACAUCGAGUUGCGGAUCCCUUGUGCCAUGUAUUUUAGGACCGCAUACUUAGAUCCAGUCGUGUUUGGCACAAAAGUAACUCCAGCAAAAAUAUCGGGCUUUGAACAACGUAUGGAGUUAGCACUAGAGAACUUCAGCACCAAGUGGUUAGGGCGUGGUAGUGACUUCGUCACGGGGAAUACUAUAACCGUGGCCGAUUUGAUAGCGAUUUGUGAGCUGGAACAGCCAAGAAUGGCGGGUUAUGACCCGAGAGAGAAAUAUCCCGCAAUUAAUGAGUGGUACCAAAAAGUGCGCAAUUAUUUCAACCCGUAUUACGAUGAAGCACAUGUUAUUGUUAAUAAAAUCAUUGCGAAACAACCAAAAGUUGCCGCUAAACUUUAAUAUACUCGAUCCGCAUCUAAUCGAACGCGGGUAACAAGAAGGGUAUAUUAAGGUUUCUUUAGGCUCGGCCACGCGUACGUGACAUCCCUGGUGUUACAGACGUCCAUAGGCUAUCGUAACCGUUUACUAACAUGGACCAUAAUAUGCUUGUUUGCCACCUACGUAGUAUAAAAAAGGUGUAAAUACAAGGGAAAAAAAAUUGAUAGAUUGUAGUAUAAAAGUGGGGGCCAGGCGGCUUAGUUUUACGAAUUUAAAUAUAUUAAAUACCUGAUGUAAUAUUUUAUGAUAGUUACUUUGAUAUAAUAUGAUAUUUACUUUGAUAUUUUCUGGUUGCAUUAGGGCAUUGCAUACAAAAUUGCGCCUUAAUAAUAUUCAUAGGCGAAGCAAAAAUUGUAUGUAAAAUCAAGUAUUUUUUGUUAUUGCCAUAAACAUUGUUAAAUUCUAAUGAAAUGUAAAUAAAAUAGAAUGUCAAUACAGUGCUUAUUAUUAAUCCGUCAAAUAAAGUCAUCAGUUAAAAUUAAUAUCCUGAUAAUCGUUUAUGAACAGUUAAAAUUCUAAUGUAAGUCACAAACAUCUUAAUUCACAACAACACACAAAUCUUAUUUACUUUCCAAAAUAAAUCAAAAGAAAACCACCUAAACGAAGUCGUUUAGUGAAAUUUAAAAAGUCUAAACAAAAUCGGGCACCGUUUAUUUUGACCUAUAUAAAAAACCUUACUAUGUCCGGCUUUAUCAGGACGCUUGCCAACCCUAUAAACAGGUAAGGUAAUUUUUCCAUGAACUUUGAACGGCGCGGCGAAUGUCACCGUCAUUGCAAUGGUCGGUCCUAUUAUACAUUUUUUUAAAUAUGUCACGCAAAAAGGACUUCGUAUUUGUGAAAUUGUAAUACAUAUUGUAAAUCAUAAUAUUAUAGAUAAGGUAAUAACCCAAAUAAUGUGUAAUAGCAUUUUAUAAUGUUCGUAAGAGAUAAUAUUUUCGUACUUGUUAUGAUUGUUUAUGUAAUGU
Molecule: messenger RNA, 2117 nt
Organism: Achroia grisella
Lineage: Eukaryota; Metazoa; Arthropoda; Insecta; Lepidoptera; Pyralidae
Gene: GSTt1
Product: glutathione S-transferase theta-1
Exons: 5
Coding region: 427-1113 (228 amino acids)
Biological process (GO): glutathione metabolic process
Cellular component (GO): cytoplasm
Molecular function (GO): glutathione transferase activity
Source: RefSeq, a predicted model, not a curated record